Molecule: messenger RNA, 1236 nt
Organism: Chironomus riparius
Lineage: Eukaryota; Metazoa; Arthropoda; Insecta; Diptera; Chironomidae
Source: the annotation of a GenBank genome assembly
AUGCUCCCAUCAAAAAGAAGCAAAGAAUCUCGAAAUUUCCUCAUUAAAAUGAGUCGACUUCAUGGCACACAUACAGCUGAUAAGAAGCCAAUGAACCUGAGAACUUCUGUAAUGCUCUUAUUGUCAUCAAUCUUCGUAGUCAUGCACAUCAAUGGCUUAAUUCACGUCUGGCCAAACUUUAAACGAAUUUGUAAUUCACUUAUGGUUGAACCGAUUGGAUUUCAGCUGUUGACCAGAAUGACUAUGAGGUUCGUCAACAAUGAUGAGCAGCUUGUGUCUGAGAUUCAUGACACGAUUGAUAAGUUCUACAAAAGUGAGGAAAAGGAACCAGAAAAACGGAAAAUUUUGGAUUUUAGUGUAAAAUUUAUUGAAGUUCUAUCAAAAUCGUACAUGCUGCUGAACUUCAUCUGCUUUAUGAUACCACCGAUGUCUGCCUUAAUUAUAUCUUGGAUUUCUAAAGAAUUCUUCAUGUUGGUUCCAUUGUGGCUGCCAUUUACAGACCCAAAUGAGAUUUAUGGAUUUGCUGUCAAUACAAGUGCGAUGUUCUUCUUCUGUAUCAUGUUUUAUGAGCUUUUGAUAUCCCAAGACCUGUUUUUCAUCUACUACACAUUGCAAGUCAUACCAAUGGGUGACAUAUUAAUCCAUAAAAUGAGACAGCUUGGUGAAAAAUUGUCAGCAAGUCGAAAAAGUGUGAAAAUAUUGACAAAUACGCAGAACUUUACAAUCGAGGAACUUAUAAAGGCACGCCAAAAGCUUAACAUCCUUGAAAAUUCAAUCAAGCAGCAUGAAAAAGACAUUAUCAACCUUAUCAAAUCCUUCAAUAGCUACAACAGCUUCAUAUCCUUAAUUCAUCCAUACAUGCACUACACAAAAUUCGUUGAGAUAUCCACAAAUGCUGUUGGCAUUGGACUUGCAAUUCUAGUCGCUAAUCUCUUCUCAAUUUCGAUUGGAAUUUCAGUCAUUCUUAUUUAUACUCUACAAGUGCUGAUGUCAUGCAUUCAAGGAACUGUCAUUUCUCAUCAAAACCAGAAGAUUCUCGACGAAACUUGGAACUUUCCGUGGUACAAGAUGACAGUUCCAAUGCAAAAAGUAUGGCUGCAGUUCAUGCAUCAGUGUCAAAGCUCAAAUGAACUGGAAAUUGUAAUGAUUGGAGUGCUUAACAUGGAAUGCUUUGCUAAUGUCAUGAAUGGAGCUUAUUCAUAUUUUAUGUACAUCCUUAAUUUUGUUAAGAACUAA